Messenger RNA from Condylura cristata (star-nosed mole), 6662 nucleotides. RefSeq names its product Gse1 coiled-coil protein (gene GSE1). The record is from RefSeq and is a predicted model, not a curated record. NCBI's taxonomy places the organism in Eukaryota, Metazoa, Chordata, Mammalia, Eulipotyphla, Talpidae. The transcript is spliced from 14 exons. Bases 702 to 3599 code for a protein of 965 amino acids.
AAGCCGAUUUCUCCUUGGCAACAAGAGAUACCCCCGCCUGCCGCCCCCCCUUCCUUUUUCCUUCUGGUUCUGAACGUGAAGCCCGGUUGGAAACAGGUCUCUUGACCCUCGCCCUUGACAUUCAAAUGGCUGAAUGGAGGAGAGAUUGCUACUCGCACGUCUUGGGCGCCGCUCUCUCCCUCUCCCUCUCUCUCUUUUUUCAAAUGAGUAAUCCCUGAAGAUCUUAACCCCCCAAUUUCAUCACCCUCGGCUCCCCCCUUUAUUUUUCUCUCGCAGCCCUCCGCGCUCCCGCCUGCUUCCCUCCGCCGCGCUCCCCCUCCUUUUUUAUUUGCAUCUCAAGUCCAAAAGGCAGAAAAUACACACGCGGCGAAGACACCCGGCAGCCGCGAGGCUCCGGCCGCUGCUCGGCCGUCAAUUACCUCAUUGUGGACCUGCCAGGGCCAAGGUGGCCGAAGCUGCCCGGACGCUGGCUGGAGCGCGAGCCUUCUGACCAUCCCGGGGAGGGAGACGUUUUCAAAAGACUGAGCUGUUGUGUUUUUUUUUCCACCGCUCUCAGGAUCGUUCUUCUGCCUUUAUUUUAUUGUUUUGGACAUUUUUGAGCGCCGUGGCUUGGACGGCGCUUUUUGUCUCCUUGCUGGGUUGUAAUCUUAUCUUUUCCUUCUUCAUCCCUCUCUGGCCACUAUGGAAUUCUAAUUUGAAUCAUGUUUGGAUUGAAGCCGCCUCUGUAUUACUUACCAGGGUCUUCACUGAGCAGCGAGUCGUCCCCCGUGUCCUCCCCGGCCACCAACCACAGUUCCCCCGCCAGCACGCCCAAGCGCGUGCCCAUGGGCCCCAUCAUCGUGCCCCCCGGGGGCCACAGUGUCCCCAGCACACCCCCCGUGGUCACCAUCGCCCCGACCAAGACCGUCAAUGGCGUCUGGAGGAGCGAGAGUCGGCAGGAUGCCAGCUCUCGGGGCAGCAGCGGUGGUCGCGAGCGUCUCAUUGUGGAGCCGCCCCUGCCGCAGGAGAAGGGGGGCCCUGCCAUCGCCUCCCACCUGCUCAGCUCCCCCUACCCCUUUGGCAUCUCUCCCAGCUCGGUGGUACAGGACUCUCGCUUUCCUCCACUCAACCUCCAGCGCCCGGUGCACCAUGUGGUCACCCCCAGCACGGUGACCGAGGACUACCUGAGAAGCUUCCGGCCCUACCACACCACGGAGGACCUCCGCAUGUCCUCGCUGCCCCCCCUGGGCCUGGACCCGGCCGCCGCCGCCUACUACCACCCCAGCUACCUGGCCCCGCACCCCUUCCCGCACCCGGCCUUCAGGGCCGAGAAGCUGAAGGACAGCAGCCUGCCGGCGCCCAAGCCCGUGCAGCACCCCUUGCACCCGGCGCCCACGCCCCACCACGCGGUGCCCAGCCUGCUCUCCGGCCACACCGUCUUCCCGCUGCCCGGCAGCAGCGCCGCGGCGGCCCUGCUCAUCCAGCGCACCAACGAGGAGGAGAAGUGGCUGGCGCGGCAGCGGCGGCUGCGGCAGGAGAAGGAAGACCGGCAGUCGCAGGUGUCGGAGUUCCGGCAGCAGGUCCUGGAGCAGCACCUGGACAUGGGCCGGCCGCCCGCGCCCGAGGCGGAGCACCGGCCCGAGAGUGCCAGGCCGGCACCGAACCGUCACGAGCCAGGUGGCCGAGACCCCCCGCAGCACUUUGGCGGGCCCCCGCCCCUCAUCUCACCCAAGCCCCAGCACCACUCCAUGCCCACGGCGCUCUGGAACCCAGUGUCCCUGAUGGACAGCACGCUGGAGCCACGGCGGGCCCCCGAGAGCCACCCCCUGCACAGCCACCCGGCCCCAUUUGAGCCAAGCCGCCCGGCCGCUGUGCCACUGGUGAAGGUGGAACGGGUCUACUGCUCAGAGAAGUCGGACGAGGGGUCCAGGAAGCGCGAGGCCACCCCCCUGGACAAGUACCAGCCGCCCCCCCGGGAGGCAGGGAGCCUGGAGCACCAGGGCUUCCCUCACGGGCCCGGGCCCUUCCUGGCUGAGCUCGAGAAGUCCACCCAGACCCUCCUGGGCCAGCCGCGGGCCUCCCUCACACAGCCGCCUGCCUUUGGGGAGCUCAGUGGGCCCCUGAAGCCAGGCUCGCCCUACCGACCCCCGGCACCACGGGGCCCUGACCCUGCCUACAUCUUCGACGAGCUCCUGCAGCAGCGGCGGAGGCUGGUCAGCAAGCUGGACCUGGAAGAGCGCAGGCGGCGAGAGGCCCGGGAGAAAGGAUACUACUACGACCUGGAUGACUCCUACGACGAGAGCGACGAGGAGGAGGUCAGGGCCCACCUCCGCUGCGUGGCUGAGCAGCCACCCCUCAAGCUGGACACGUCCUCCGAGAAGCUAGAGUUUUUGCAACUUUUUGGCUUGACCACCCAACAGCAGAAGGAGGAAUUGCUGACCCAGAAGCGGAGGAAGCGGCGGCGGAUGCUGAGAGAGAGAAGCCCGUCGCCCCCGACGGUCCAGAGCAAGCGGCAGACGCCCUCGCCGAGACUGGCGCUGUCCACCCGCUACAGUCCCGACGAGAUGAACGACAGCCCCAACUUUGAGGAGAAGAAGAAGUUCCUGACCAUCUUCAACCUCACACACAUCAGCGCCGAGAAGAGGAGAGACAAGGAGAGGCUUGUUGAGAUGCUGCAUGCCAUGAAGCAGAAGGCCCUGUCGGCAGCAGUGGCAGACUCGCUCAGGACCUCUGCGAGGGACAGUCCUGCCGGCUCCCUGAGCGAGCCAGCCGCGCCGGCCUCCCUGGAUCCCGAGAAGCCCGUGGGUGUCGCCGCCUCCCUGUCUGACGCCCCGAAGGCCACAGAGCCGGGGCGACUGGAGCAUCUGCGGCCACCGGACUUGGCCGGCGGCGAGAAGGCCAGGCUCAGCGAGGCGCCCGGGGGCAAGCAGGGCGCGAGCACGCCCCGCGGCGUCCAGGGCCCGGCGCCCAAGGACUCGGCCGUGCCGCUGUCCCACAGCGUCAACGGGAGGAGCAAGCCGUGGGAGCCCUUCAUGGCGGAAGAGUUUGCACAUCAGUUCCACGAGUCCGUGCUGCAGUCCACCCAGAAGGCCUUGCAGAAGCACAAAGGGAACACAGCGGUGCUGUCUGCAGAGCAGAACCACAAGGUGGACGCAUCCGUCCACUACAACAUUCCCGAGCUGCAGUCCUCAAGCCGGCUCCCCCUGCCCCAGCACAAUGGACAGCCGGAGCCCCCUGCAGUGAGGAAGGGCCCCCUCACGCAGGAGAUGGACCAGGACUCGGAGGAAGACGACGACGACGGAGAGGAGGAGGAGGAGGUCCCCAGGCGCAGGUGGCAAGGGAUUGAGGCCAUCUUUGAGGCUUACCAGGAGCAUAUAGAAGAGCAAGACCUGGAGCGGCAGGUGCUACAGACGCAGUGCCGGCGGCUGGAGGCCCAGCACUACAGCCUGAGCCUCACGGCGGAGCAGCUCUCCCACAGCAUGGCGGAGCUGAGAAGCCAGAAGCAGAAGAUUGUCUCCGAAAGGGAGCGACUCCAGGCGGAACUGGAUCACUUACGGAAGUGCCUUGCGUUACCUGCAAUGCAUUGGCCUAGGGGUUACUUUAAGGGAUACCCGAGGUGACGGUUUCCCUUCACUAGGCUGAACCUAUAGUAUAGAAAUAUUCUCUAUUUUAUUACCUUGAAUAUUUAAUAUUUUUCACUCGGAGGUUUGAAGCUUACAGAAACGAGAAUGUGCCAUGCAUGAAGCAAACAAUUCCAGGCUCCAGAAAAAGAACGGCCUCCCCGGACUCCCGCGCGUCGCCCAGCGCGCCGACUCCCCUCGUAACCGGCAAGCAGCCCUGCAGGACGCCGCGUUCUUCCUUUGAGAAGCGGUUUUCUUUCUUCCCGCAUUUUCUGCCCCUGCAAAGGAAGGCUCCUUCACCAACACUAACCUUCGCCGCGGCAGCCCCUGGCGCACAGGGUCAGGGCCCGGCCCGCCCGCGCCGCCUCCCGCCCCUCUGCAAAAUCGCCUGCAAAGCACCAGGCCCCAGGAGCACACACAAAGCGACGGUCCUGAGGCCUCUCCCGGGCGCGUCCCGGGACACGCUCACGGAAAGGCCGAGCACAGCCACAGCCGAAGGAAGCUCUUACCGCGUGCGCCGCCAGCGUCCUGCGCAGGGGCCGUUCCAUACAGCGUACAUUUUGAGAGAAAAGUCAAAGGUGCUUCAGCCUUGUACUGUGUAUAUAUAUUAAAAACAAAGUUUUGUAUGUUUUUAUUACUUUAAUUAUUGUUAUAAAAAGCCUGCCAUUUUUAAUAUGUGGUUUGGGGGGAUUUUUGUUUGUUUGUUUUCCUGUUAGGGGUUUUUUGUUUCUUUUUGUUUUCCUGGGCAAAAAAAAAAAAACUUGCUUUUAGUGUUUGUACUGCUGCUGGUCAGGACAUUAAAAUAUUGAAGUGUUUUUAAAAAUUAAAGGAAAAGAAACCUUAAAGAGCUUGCCACUGCGCCUAUGCGAUACUUCAUUUUGAGCUGCACCAGGACACACAGAAAGCCAUGCCUUACUUACCUCCGCGGCUCCUGCCACCGGGGGAGUGUUCAUCCAGACCGGGGGUGGGCCUCUGCGGGCCCUUCCCAGACGCAGGGCAGCGGGAAGCCAGUCCUCAGGUGUCCACAGCAGUGAGGCCAGGCGCAGCGCAGACGAGCCUCGGCGGACAGCCACGUGGCCCUGCGUGCCUGUGAGCGCUUCUCCAGGUAGGGUGGUCCUCCCCGGCCCACAGGGCCCGGAGCUGCCAUGGAGGGGCAGAGAGAAGGCCCAGCCCCUUCCCCUUCGGCCAGGCCAGGGCGGGCUGGCUGACCUUGUGGAGGCUACUCACUGUGACCGGUGGCUGUGCCUCAGCCCCAGACCUUAGCUGUGCAGAACAGCUUGCUGGCAGAUGGCCUUGUGUCGCUUUAUCUGUUCCCACAGUUUGCUUUGUAUGUCUGCCAAGAACCUUCCAGUUAUUAGCAAACUCAGACAAAAAGUGCCGCCAGUAUUAUCAGCAGUCAACAAGCGCCUUCCUCUCCACAGAAAUGUCUUGAAGAAUUAAGGGCUGUUCCGUGGGCCGCCUCCCCUGCAAAAACAACACGUUCCACAGGUAGGGGCAGGAGUGGAGAGGGCACGCGACGGUGUAUUUCCUCGAGGCAGGUUUUGCCGUUUCUGGCCUGCCAGCUCCAGAGUCCCACUCUGGCACUCUCUCCCAGCCCUCCUCUGCCACAAACCCCUGCAAGAUUUGGCCAGUCAGCUGUGGCCUUGGCUGAAACACCAAGUAACCUGAUGAGCUAGCGAGCGAGCAGGGCCCCGGCCCUGGCCGGCUGCGCGUGGCUCCUGUGCUUGGGCGUCAGCCCCAGGAGCGUGGGGCGCGGGCUGCCGUGCCUCGCCAGGAUGUGGCUGCGGCAGUAACUUGCCACAGAAUACUACCACCCCUGCCCCACUGCCCACCCCUGUGGGGGCUCUGAAUAGGCCCGGGCUCAGUAAGUAGUGAUCAGACAAUCAGACUCAACCUGUAAGGCAGCGUGAGUACCUGUGAAAGGUGAGCGCUUCUGAGAACAAAAGCUAGCCGAGACCCAGCCCACUCUUGGUAUCUUCCCUCCAAGAGGGGUGUAAUUUGAAAACACUUGUUUUCAGAGGGUUCUGAGGGAAGGUACAAGCCUGAGCCCUCCAGUGUGGGCCUGAUGCAAGCAGACACGAGAGCUCCGAAGCUCUGUGUUCAGCUAUUUCCCUUGAGUUGGAAAGACGAAGUCCAGAAGCGCACCCCGUUUUUGCUCUAGAAAGAACAGACCACACCAUCUUCGUGUCAGUAUUCCCGUGAAGACCUCAGUCCCUCGUGACCUCGUGUCUUCCUGCCACAUCUGGGGAGAGUCACUGCUGCUGCUGCUGUCCUCGGAAGGGGCUUCACGGCCUGGGGCGCAGCCAUGUGCCACCAGGCCGAUAGACAGGCAGGCAGCGCUCCCCCCAAACCUGGCGCUGCCCCCUGCUCACUGGGGAAUGAGUCUGUAGGAGGGGCCAAGCUGACACCCUGAGUGUCCCGCUCUCCAGCCACUGUCUCAGGCAAGGAUCAAGAGAGGGCAUCCCAUGGCGCUAAAGGAAGUGAAACACGUGGCACUAACACCCUCGUAGGCGGCACCCUCACGGGAAUCCAAAGAGUACCCGCGGGAGCCCGCCUGGACCCGGCGGCCUCGCAGCGCCUGCAGCCAGCUCCCAGAACCACAGCGAGCAGCAAAGCCAACACCCCUUUCCCGCUGCCCCUUGUGUUGGCAAGCGUAGAAGGUUCCCAGAUCCACCACAAGAUGGAGACAGCACAAGCCGGUCCCGUUCCCUAGUGUACAGUAGCCGCGUAGCGACCGCGUGCGAGGCGCGAGCGACGCCCUCCUACUUACGGUAGCUGUCCCCAGCUUCUGACCCAGCGCUUCACUUUCACUCCUCGUCUCUGCGUGACCUGCGCGCCCACGCGCACUGGCUCUUCCGCUGUAUGUGCCCGCGCUGACGAGCCAGAGCAGGAACCAGGGAUGGUGCCUCGGUCACUCUGGGGGCAGUUUAGAUGCUGUGAAAUUAAACCUGUUCUAAGUGUACUUGUUUGAUUUAACUGUAUUGUAAUAUUAUUUGUUGAAUGUAGUAAUUAGGUAUUUAUGACUAUAUUGCUGUAAUUUUUGACAACACCCAAAAAAUAAAA